This is a messenger RNA of Sorex araneus (European shrew), 1065 nucleotides long. It is a transcript of the gene C8H16orf95, whose product is annotated as chromosome 8 C16orf95 homolog. NCBI's taxonomy places the organism in Eukaryota, Metazoa, Chordata, Mammalia, Eulipotyphla, Soricidae. The record is from RefSeq and is a predicted model, not a curated record. The transcript has 6 exons. The coding region runs from base 279 to 887 and encodes 202 amino acids.
CGCGCCCCCGUUAUCUGGGCUGGGGUCCCUCGGGCCUCGCCGCCGCCCCCACCGUCGCUCCCGACCCCACACUGCCAGGGCCCCAUGUGCCCCGCGUCCCCGCCUGUCCCCUACAGAAGCCCCCUCGUCCCAGGCCCCUGUGCGCCCUGGCGUCUCCCUGGGCCCCGCCCACGGCCACGCCCUCCCGGGGGCGGGGCCCGCAGAGCCCGUCCCCUGGCAGCUCGCGGUCCUGCGUGUUCUUAGGUGAACCACGGCCCCGAGUUUCCCAGUUUGCGAGCAUGCCCGACCCCACAGGUGCAGGGUUGCGGGGAAAAGCCUGGGCCACACCCCAGGGGAGGACGCAAGCCCUGAGGACCCCCUGCAGCGCCGACCGAAGGGCCGCCAGCUGUGGGUGCCUCGGCGGGCUCGGGGGCCGCCUGCCGGUGCCCAGGGCCGAGGUGGCGCUGCCUUACUGGGUCCCCGUGUCCCUGAGACCCCGCCAGCAGGUCCCGAAGGCGGCCAGGGCCUGCCCCUGCCCCUGCCACCGCUUCGGGGGGCGCUUCCCGGCUCCCCGGGACCAGGCGGUGCUGCCCUACUGGGUGCCCCCAGUCCUGCGGUUCCCCCGGAAGGCGCCCAGGCGAGCCCCAGGAGCCCAGGGCAGCCACGGCGACGGCGACGGUGACGGCCGCCCGGCUCUGAGCUGCCUGGCCCCCGCAGACCGCCCCCCGGACGCCUGUCCCUGCUACGGGCGCUGGCGGGUCCUGCUCAGGGGGCGGCAGCUGUGGGCGCUGCGGGCCGCGGGCUGGGCGGCGAGUGGCCUGGCCCCGCUGCUGCCCCUCGGCCUGCUCGCCCUCCUGCAGGCCCUGCUGCGCCUCGUCCUGGCCCUGCGACAUUUCUUCUGGGUCUGACGUGGGACCUUCAGCCCAGCAGGAGCAUGACGGCCGCGGAAUGUCGGACGCCGCGGCCCCCGGACCUCCGCCUCCCGGCAGCCUGGGCAGUGCGUCACCGUGAUGGGGCCGGGAGCCGGGAGUUUGUUCUCAGUUCUCCAAUAAAUGUUAUUUGCAGAACCCCGGGUGCCCCCCCAGA